Molecule: messenger RNA, 2667 nt
Organism: Cyclospora cayetanensis
Lineage: Eukaryota; Apicomplexa; Conoidasida; Eucoccidiorida; Eimeriidae
Exons: 12
Biological process (GO): proteolysis
Molecular function (GO): serine-type endopeptidase activity
Source: RefSeq, a predicted model, not a curated record
AUGGUAGUGUUUGAAAGGAAAGGGGCCAGCGACUGCCGCAAAACCCAGAAAUUCGCAGAAAGCGUUGCGCCGCCACAUUGCACACAUCAAAAAGCACAACGAUGGAAACAAGAAAAGAGCCGAAAACCGAUAGCGGAGCAGAAGAGGGUUUUAACGGCCCAUUCAAAACCAGAAGGAGAUUCAGAGAGGCGAGCAACCAAUGCCAUGCAGUCAAGCGGUACAGGGCACUGCCCCGCCUCCAGGCCCUUUAGUUCUCUCCCUUGCUUCGCCAAUCCGCUACAAUGUAGCGGAGAUUCGUCGACUCCAGAGUUAGCUGAGCUUCAAGCAGAGGGGGCACGGACGAGGGAAACGUACCGACUCCUUGUCUCCUGGCACCCCGAAUGUCUCCAGACACUCCAGAAAAAAGUCCCCUCUGCAAUCCAAGGGCUUUGCAGCAGGGAGACAGUCCCGAUGCAGCUCUUCGAGAACCCGAACACACAUAGAGAAGGAGGAAGCGAAAGGCACGGAGGGAUCCUUAAAGGAGACAGGGCUUCCUGGGAGAGCAGCGUGCUGCUUCGCGGCGGAGUAUACAUGGAAGACCGCGUGGGAUUUGCUGAACUGGAGCAAGCGGCGGCUCGAGAGGCCUUAGAAGGUCGGUACCUUGCUCUCUGGUUGUUUACUAGGGCCCUGGGACUGCACGCGAAAUUGGGGCUUAGUCUUUCUGGGUGUCUGGGUAACUGCCGAGACAAACUAAGGGAGAAAUUCCAAAGAGCCCCUCCGAUGGUGGCUGCCUACUAUGGAACCCUCAGCACAGAUAUACUGCGCAUCAACAAAUCGGGUGGACAGACACAUGUGAGUAGUGCUGCUGCCCCUUCUUUCCUUCUGGCCACCGUUGCUCUAACUACCAACAGCCAUCUGCGGCCUUCUAAAUUUUUGUCGACUCUAAGGGAAGUAGCCGAAUCUCUAUCUGGGAGCCCAAACGCGGAGACUGGGGCCCUUGGGGUCGUUCUUUCAGAGGCACUGGCGUGCGUCAGCACGGUGUCUCUAGACCGCAAGCUAGAACUACAGAUGUUGCAGCCUCUAAGUGAGGUUCCCGAUGUGGCACACGACCAGCACGCGACGGGGGAUGCCGUGGAAAGAAACAAUGCAAAGGACAGCUCGCAACCUGAGAUCUUCAGGACUCCCUCCGGAUUGCUCGGCGAUCCAUUCCAAAUGCGACAGUGGUAUUUGCACUCCUUCUUUGGGAAUUUCACUGUUGCCGCUGAGAAAGCAUGGCAAAAGCUCGAGGCAAUUGAGAGCUCAGUGAACGCCUCGCCGGUUGUGCUGGCGGUGCUGGAUACGGGGUGCUACCUGCACCAGGACUUCAUUGACGGCUUUGACAUCGCAAACAGCAUUUUCUGGGAUAAUGACGGGGAGACAGACUGCAACGAUGGAGUUGAUAACGAUGGAAACGGCUAUGUAGACGACUGCUUUGGCUGGGUAAGACACGCCACCGGCAGAGGCGUUAAUGUCGUGGAUCGUCUCACGGGCCAGGAUCGCUGAGCAGCCAGAGGCCAAAUAGUUGUGUGGAAGCGCCAGUGCAAUGCUUUGGCAGCGUCGUUCCAUAAUUUCGUAGAGGACAACGGCUACCCUUUUACAGAUGACGCAGGACAUGGCACUUUGGUGACUUCAGUGGCAGCGGCGCGAGCGCAUGAUGGACGUGGGGGGCGGGGGAUCCACCCUCACCCCAAAGUCAUGUGUCUCCGGGUGGGCAGCAAAAAUGGAGUGUGGACAUCCGCCACCAUUCCUGCCUUGGAUUACGCCGUUAAAAUGAAGGCGAACGUUUCCAAUCACUCAUACGGCGGGCCUGGAUUCGUGGCGGCAGAGUAUGAGGCCUUCCACCGAGCUCUGAGAUACGAGCACUUGGCGGUCACUGCUGCGGGCAAUGCUGCCUGCGAUAUCGACGAAAAUGAGAGCUGCUACUUUACGCCGGGAGCCUUCCGCCUUCGCGGCUUGAUCAACGUAAUGGCCAGCGACAUUUCCGGGUUUAGGGCCUCUUUUUCUAACUACGGAAUGAAGGGCGUCGACGUUGCUGCCCCAGGAACCUUGCUUUACGCAGGCACGAACUACAGGGCUAACUCCGGCAGCAGAAAAUGUACUUCUUGUAAGUACACGCGGCACGGCUGCACUUUGAGAGCUGUACAUGGGCUUCAAAGGCAGGGAGGGACCUUACAAGUUGCUGUCGCAUAUGCAUGCAUGCCUUCUGAGAUGCAAAGCAGAGCUCCUGCCCAGGUGUCUCUAGGCUACACGUACUGCGAUGGCACAUCUUUUGCGGCUCCCAUAGUCUCGGGGAUGGCUGCUGCCCUGUGGCACUAUUUCGAGGCUGUGAACCCUCCUGGCUGGCAGCACUCCACAGAGCGUCCUAGCAGAAAAGUAGAAAAGGCCAUCAUGUACUCAGUCACGGGCUCAAAAGCGCUGGCAGGGGCCCUCGGCACGAAUGGCGUUGUGAAUAUGUGGCGUGCCAUGAGUUACUAUGAUAAGAUACCGGGGCCUUUUGUUCCGGAGUACCAGAUGCCUGAGCGUGGCUACGAUCCACUGUACAGCGGGGGGGACGGCGGAGAAGGGCCUUCUUACGGGGAUCGCUCGAUCCCGCUAUUUGUCUCGGUGUGCCUAGGAGCUGCUCUUGUGGUCAGUGCCUAUGCGCUCUGA